CUGGUCACCAUGGAAAAUGAAACAAAUGGGGAAAGACUAAAGUAAUUCGCCUUAAAAUCAAACCAGAAUCACUGUGGCAAUAUGACAUUAGAAAUCUUGAUAAUUGUCGCGGCGGUAAUGUUUAUGGCAUCGUAUUGGGUGUGCGCUGGGCAACGUAACAAGUUAAUUCAAAUUGAGUACUCCUACACUGGGUCAAAGGGACCCGCGCAUUGGAGAGAACUAUUCCCAAACAGUGCAGGGCCAUGUCAGUCUCCUAUUAAUAUUGUGCUUGAUGAUGCUAUCGCUAUGCACGUAGGAGGUGCCGACGGAGAGUUGAGGUUCUCGGAGGAAUAUUCUCGUACUCCCAAACAGAUGUGUAUUCAUAACGAUGGAAAUUCAGUGACACUAUAUGUCGAUUUUGGAAAUGAUCCGAGGCCGGCCGUUAUGCGUGGCCCGCGCGGCGAAAAAUUUGAGUUUGCCAAUGCCAGCUUCCGAUGGGGACCUAACGACCAAGAAGGCUCCGAGCACACAAUAAACUAUCAAAACUACGCGAUGGAACUUCAAGCUAUUUACAUUAAGGGUAGUAGAAGAUACUGUAACUGUAGCCAAGCCGCGGAAGACAACGCCAUGUUGAUUAUUAGUUACUUAUUCCAGGUCUCGCAAACGGAAAAUCACUACCUGACACCGUUAAUACUAUCUCUACCAAGAAUUGCUGCAAUACAACGCACUACCCCAGUCUGUCCAAUACCACUGUUUUUCAUCAUGCCUCCGUUCGUGUCCAAAUACGUUAGUUAUUGUGGCUCGUUGACCUUUCCACCUUGCACCGAAGGUGUAUAUUGGAUAGUGCAAACAGACCCGUUAGCAAUCUCAUCGGCCCAAGUAGACCAGUUUCGUAAGCUACGCUCAUCAAGUGGACUUCUAGAAAAUAAUAGGAGACCACUACAAGACGGGAAUGGCAGAGAAAUUACAUUUUAUAUUUAAGAAAGUGUUCGUUAACGA
Molecule: messenger RNA, 978 nt
Organism: Photinus pyralis (common eastern firefly)
Lineage: Eukaryota; Metazoa; Arthropoda; Insecta; Coleoptera; Lampyridae
Product: carbonic anhydrase 1-like
Exons: 6
Coding region: 82-960 (292 amino acids)
Cellular component (GO): cytoplasm
Molecular function (GO): zinc ion binding; carbonate dehydratase activity
Source: RefSeq, a predicted model, not a curated record